This is a messenger RNA of Symbiodinium pilosum, 5577 nucleotides long. The record is from the annotation of a GenBank genome assembly. Lineage: Eukaryota; Dinophyceae; Suessiales; Symbiodiniaceae.
AUGGCGGAGAAAAGCAGUGCCGCGAAAAACAAGCGUGCAGCUAUAUUAGCUGCGGCGGCUCGAAUUGUUGAAAGGUCCGGUGCAGCGCAUCUAACCAUAGACGCGGUGGCGACAGCGGCGGCGGUUUCCAAAGGCGGGGUGUUGUAUCACUUUCCUUCAAAACAGGCUUUGCUUGAAGGCAUGCUGGAGUGCCUUGUCGAACAGAUAACAACGCGCACACGUACUUACCGAGAUGCCAACGCUGACGAAAAAAACGUCGCACUGAUCGCCAGAAUCAUCGAACAGCACGAGCAGACGCCUGAGCAAAAAGCGAUGUCUCGAGCAAUCCUUGCUGCCGCGGCAGAAAACCCCGAGAUGCUUACGCCAGCGCGGCAGGAAGUUCGCACAGCUUUCAAAGAAGCUGGAGAUGGAAGUGAAGCACUGGAGAUAGGUUGGAUUCUGCUGUUGGCGGUUGAAGGUCUGCGCUUCCUGGAGAUGCUGAAGUUAUUGCCUCUGUCGCGUGCAGAGCGCAAUGGCCUGCACAAACAAUUGCUCGAACUUGCCAAGGCGGAAGAACGUUUGGAUAAGAGCAGAAUUUUCGCACCCUUCGAUGCUUUUGUGGCCCGUAGAUAUGUAGACAAUCGAACAAAAGUCAGAAACGGCGACAAAAUUGUUCGUCUUUCAGAUCUAAGUGAACUAAAAGUUAUUGUUAGUCUCUCGGAAGAGUUGGUGGCAACGGUUACGCCUGAACGUGUGAUAUCGAUGACCGCAACAUUCGAUUUUCUGCCCGGACAGAAAUUUCCGUUGACCUAUCGAGAAAACACUGGAGAAGCAAACGCUGUGGCGCAAACGUUUAUGGUGACAUUCACCAUGGACAGGCCUCCCCAGAGCAAUCUUCUACCGGGCAUGACUGCGCUCGUACAAAUUGCGCUUAAAGCAGACAGUACUCAAUUACAGAUCGCAAUUCCCCCGACUGCCCUUGUCAGUGCCCCUGAUGGUCAUUUCUUUGUAUGGAUAUAUGAUCCCGAUACUCAGAGCGUGAGCCGGCGUAGGGUUAUCCUUGCAGAACCCGGAGGGCGAGGAAUAGGCAUCGCCGACGGUCUCGAAGUCGGUGAGCUGGUGGUUGGUGCAGGUGGCCUCUAUGGUAUCGACAAGGUUGGACGCCUUGAGGAUCCUAAAUUUCCACUCAAGCAGGCUUAUGUAGUUACUGUUUAUCCAGGCGCUUCUGCGACCGAAACUGAGCAGGAAGUCACUGACGUAAUAGAGGCUGCCUUGCAGGAGUUGCCUUAUAUCAAGCGGCUUACGUCAAAGUCGCUGCCGGGUCGAUCGGAAGUUCAGGUUGAGAUUCAAGAGCGCUACGACGACGACGAUGUGCAGCAGAUAUGGGAUGAGCUGCGUCGACGGGUCAGUGAAGCGGCUAUGCGGCUGCCACCCGGGACUCAAGGUCCCAUCGUCGAAGAUGAUUUUGGCGAUGUCUACGGCAUUCUCUAUGCCGUAUUCGCAACGGGCUAUCUUGAAAAUGAAAUAAGUGAUUUUGCCCGUCUGCUGGAAACGGGUCUGAACACCGUAGAACAUGUUGCCAAAGUCAGUACUUCGGGCGUACCGGAAGAGGCGUUGUUUGUAGAGCUUAAUCACGAACAGCUGGUGCGCCUGGGGUUGCCGACAGAUGCAGUCUUUCGCAGCAUCGGCGAGGAAAACCAGGUGAUGCCUGCAGCGUCGGUAGCCUACGGAGAUCGACGCUUGCGACUGGCCCAUACCAAUGCGUUUGAAACCGAACAGGCCAUUGGUGAAAUGCGCAUCGGUCGCCCUGGUUCCAUCGAGUUUGUGCGUCUGGGCGAAGUUGCCACAAUCCGCCGCGGUCCAGUGGAGCAACCUUCAGAGAUUAUCCGCCAUCAGGGUCAGCGGGUCUUUACCGUCGGAGUCUCUGUUGUAGAUGAUCAGAACGUAGUGGAAGUGGGUAGGGCGGUGGAUCGGCGAAUGCGCGAGAUACUAGACACUUUACCUAUCGGUGUAACCUAUGAACCAAUCUAUGCCCAGCACACAGUGGUUGAAGAUUCGCUCACCGAGUUUCAAAUCAAUCUGGGUCUUUCCAUUCUGACAGUGGUCGCGGCCUUGUGUGUAUUUAUGGGUUGGCGUGCUGGCACUGUUGUUGGCAGUGUGUUGUUACUAACGGUUCUGGGUACAGUGUCCCUCAUGACGUUUGGCGGAAUAGAGCUUCAGCGCAUCUCUCUGGGAGCUCUGAUGAUCGCCAUGGGUAUGCUUGUGGAUAACGCUAUUGUGGUGGCUGAAGGUAUGGUCACCGGUGUGCAGCGCGGUUUGUCAGCAAGGGAAUCUGCUGCUGCAUCGGUGCAGCGUACCGCUUUUCCAUUGCUGGGCGCUACCGUCAUUGGCAUUGCGGCAUUCGGCCCUAUUGGGCUCGCUGACGAUAAUCCCGGACAUUUUCUUCGAUCGCUUUUUCAGGUUGUGGCUAUCUCGCUGCUGCUCAGCUGGGUGCUGGCAGUUACUGUUGGGCCACUGCUUGGCAGUUACCUGCUGAAAGCCAACACAGCACAUUCCGAGAACGCGCUUUACAGUGGUUGGGGCUACGCACCUUAUCGGCGUUUGCUGGGAUUUAGUUUGCGCCAUGCCUGGCUCGCCACCCUGGUUCUAAUUGCAAUAACCGUAUCAUGCCUGGCUGGGUUUGGGUUUGUUAAACAGGGCUUUUUCCCAACCACAAAUUCCCCGCUUCUGUUUGUCGACAUGCGGUUGCCGCAAGGCAUGGAUAUUCGUUCUACCGCGGCAGAAGUUGAACGGCUUGAACCAUUGCUGCAAGCAGAUCCUGAAGUGGUUGCGGUGACUGGUUUUAUUGGCCGCGGUACUACCCGUUUCUCUGCAACUGUAAGACCUGAGCAGCCUAACCCCGCCUACGCACAACUGGUGUUAAGGGUUAGAGAUAUCUCUAACAUUGACACGACCAGAGUACGUGUGGCUGAACUGCUGCAGAGUGAAAGCGUAGACGCCGAGUUGGCUGUCAGACGCACUGAGUUUACGCCGAGUGGCACGUCAAAAAUUGAAGCGCGUUUUUCAGGACCUGAUGCCCAUGUGCUGCGAGCUCUUGCUGAGCAGGCUUUAAACGUUUAUCUCACCCACGAUCUGAUUGAUCGAAAAACAGACUGGCGACAGCGUGAACUGACACUCUCUCCCCGAUUUGAUGAAAGCCGCGCACGUCAGGUUGGCAUCAGCCGCAACGAUCUGGCCACAGCCACGGCGUUCUCUACUACCGGCGUACGGAUUGGGACUUAUCGCGAUGAAGAUAAGUUGUUACCGAUUGUCGCGCGCGCCCCUCGCGCGGAGUUGAGCGACAUGCGAGCUGUGCAGGAUCGACAAAUCUGGAGUUCAGUGCAACAGGCCUAUGUGCCCUUGUCUCAGGUCAUUACCGGUGUUGAGCUGGAUGCGGAAGACAGCAUGAUUUUCAGGCGCGAGCGAACCCGCACAAUUGCGGCCCAGGCCAACCCGCCGGUUGGGCGUAAUGCCAGCCGGGUUUUUGAAGCCAUCAGGGGUGAAGUUGAGGCCAUCUUUCUGCCGCCGGGCUAUCAGUUGGAAUGGGGGGGUGAAUACGAAGCUAAUCUGGAAGCUAUGACGACGCUGACCAGCAAAAUUCCAAUGGCCCUGGGGAUAAUGCUGAUAGUUACCGUGCUUAUGUUUGGCAAGAUAAAACAGCCGUUAGUCAUUUGGCUUACAGUACCGAUGAUCAUCUGCGGCGUUGUUGUGAGCUUGCUGGCAACAGAUCUUGCGUUCACUUUUCCCUCCUUUCUCGGAUUUUUAAGCUUGUCCGGGAUGCUGAUUAAAAACUGUAUCGUCCUUGUUGAUGAAAUUGAUAAACGCCUGCUGGAAGAUGACUGGUCGCUAGAGACGAUCGCCGCUGCCUGUAUCAGUCGUCUGCGGCCUGUAAUGCUUGCAGCAGGCACAACCAUCGCCGGUAUGUCGCCAUUGUUGAGAGAUGCUUUCUUUCGGGAAAUGGCGGUUUGUAUUAUGGGUGGUUUGGCAUUCGCCACAUUGCUGACACUGAUCGCUGCGCUUAACUCGGUGUACGCAGAUGAGGUGUUGCGUGUGACGCCGGAUGGGUUGGAUACAGCUGGCCUGUUCAAGAAGGCAAACAAAGAACGAUUUCGAAAAAAUCGAGAUGCAGGUGAUCGUAUUUCGCUGGAUUUCUGGCUAGAUACUCGACACACAAACGCGUCGGUCUCUUACGACACUGGUUUCUAUCGCAUCGCGAUAAUGUCCUCGGCGGGAGAAACAUCAUACGCUUACGGUCAAUUCCACAUCGUGUUGAAGAACAUCUAUGGCCAGUGGAAAAUCGUACAGGAUUGGGACACUGCGGCGAUUGGCGGUCGACCCAUUACGGCAGACGAUUUCAAGCGGCGGCAGCCUGGUGGCAUCAGCAUAGAAGAACUGUUUGCCGGACGUGAUAUCGACAUCGAAGCCAUGUAUACGCGCAUGAAAACCUUGAUGGAUGAAGAGGGCCUGGCUUAUGGUCGGCGUACUCACACCUAUAACAGCCGCCUGGCGCAGGAGCUGGGCAAGUGGGCGGAUACGCAAACGGGUGGCUAUGCUGUCCACGACGCUUUGUAUAAAGCGUACUUUGUUGACGGGCGCAAUAUCGGCGAGCCUGAUGUGCUUGUUAAUAUCGCUGCCGAUGUGGGCCUGCCAGCCGACGCGGCUCGGGAGGUACUUGAGACCCGCAGUUUCAAAAUGGCGGUAGAUGCGGAUUGGGCUAAAUCACGGCAGUAUGGCGUGACCGGUGUCCCCACAUUUGUCGCCGGUGGCUACGGCGUUGUAGGCGCGCAGCCUUAUGAGACCCUGGCAUCGCUGAUGGAGCAGGGGCCUAUGAGCAUUGACGAAAACGCCGAUAUUGAAAACUGGAUCGCGCAAGAGAUCCCGGAAGACGUCAUUGAACCUGACUUGCCGAUUAUCGAUCCGCACCAUCACCUAUGGGAUCUGCGUAACCGUAACGGUAUGGGUUUUCGGCAGGAGGUCUAUCUGUGUGAGGAAAUCAGUCGGGACAUUUCUGCCAGCGGCCAUAACAUCGUACAGACAGUAUUUGCUCAAUGCGGCGCGUUUUAUCGCAGCGAUGGUCCGCAAGAGAUGCGAUGUGUUGGGGAAACUGAAUUUGUUCAUGGUAUUGCUGCCAUGAGUCGUUCAGGGAUCUAUGGACCAACACGAUUGUGUACCGGCAUCUUCAGCACUGCAGAUCUUCGUGCAGGUAGCGAUGUGGCUCGAGUGCUGGAGGCACAUUUGCACGCCAGUGAGUAUUUUCGCGGCGUCCGUACCGCAUUCCCUUCUGAUCUGAACGACAACUUUCUUAAAGGGUUCGCCCAGCUUGAGAAAUACAACCUCAGCUACGACAACUGGUCGCCAGACUUUUCACGGUUACCAAAACUUGCCGAACUUGCAAACAGAUUUCCGGCGGUGACAGUCAUCGUCAAUCACCUGGGUGGCAGGAUUGAUCCCAAUGCUGAUGAUGCUGAGUUGAAGGCAUGGCAAGCUGCGAUUGAUGCGGUUGCGGCCUGCUCAAAUACGGUGAUGAAGCUUGGUGGCGUCCGCGCCUUGGAGUUCUGA